This is a messenger RNA of Panicum hallii, 2288 nucleotides long. RefSeq names its product pentatricopeptide repeat-containing protein At3g05340. The record is from RefSeq and is a predicted model, not a curated record. The transcript has 2 exons. The coding region runs from base 147 to 1997 and encodes 616 amino acids. Gene Ontology annotation, molecular function: protein binding; RNA binding. Lineage: Eukaryota; Viridiplantae; Streptophyta; Magnoliopsida; Poales; Poaceae. Gene Ontology annotation, biological process: RNA modification.
GUUUAAUUGCUUCUUCUCCUUGCAUAGGUCCCAAAGGAUGCGAGUAAUUGAACGCAACUGCAGCUGAAGAUCCAACAACUGUGUGAGUUAGGUUAUAGCCAUACGCAUACCAUCAUCAGAUCUCUUUCUGGCUCUGCACGGCCCGAAUGAGAGAUGCGUGGUCCCCGCUCCUCAGCUACGCCCACCUCAGCGGCCUCCUCGCCCGCUGCGGCCGCGCCGGGGACCUCCGCCUCGGCGCCGCGCUCCACGCCAUCGUCGCCAAGAACCCCGCCCACUUCCACCUCUGCCCUAGCCGCGCCGACCUCCGGUACGUGCUCGGCGCAUGGAACUCCCUCGUCGCCAUGUACGCGCGCUGCGGCCGCCGCGGGGACGCCGCCAGGGUGUUCGACGAAAUGCGCGUCCGGGACUCCGUGUCCUGGAACUCGCUCCUCGCCGCCUCCUCCAACUCCGCCUCGGAAGCGCUCGCUCUGCUCAGGCGGAUGCUGCGUGCGGCCCCGGGCGCCGGUGCGUGCGACCACGCCACUCUCACCACCGUCCUAUCUGCGUGCGCGCGCGCCGACGGGGGCGCGGGCGCUGCGUCGCUUGCAGCUGUGCAUGGGCUGGCGGUGUCUUCCGGGCUCCACGCGGGGGUGUCCGUCGGGAACGCGCUAGUGACCGCCUACUUCGAGUGCGGCUUCCCUGCCUUGGCGGAGCGGGUGUUUGGCGCGAUGGCGGAGAGGAACGUCAUCACGUGGACGGCGAUGGUCUCCGGGAUGGCCCGGGCGGAGAGCUACAGGGAGAGUCUCUCUCUGUUCCGGCAGAUGAGGCUUGCGGUGGACGCCAACAGUGCUACAUACUCAAGCUCCCUGCUGGCUUGUGCUGGAUCUCUUGCAGCCAGAGAAGGGCAGCAGAUUCAUGGGCUUGUCGUCAAGGCAGGGUUUGAGACUGACCUUCAUGUCGAGAGUGGGCUCAUGGGCGUGUACUCCAAAUGCGGGUUGAUGGAGGAUGCCCUGAGGGUGUUCCGCUCUUGUCAGGACCCUGAUGAAGUUUUCUUGACUGUGAUUCUUGGUGGAUAUGCUCAAAAUGGACCGGAGGAGAAGGCAUUCAAAUUGUUUGUUGAGAUGGUUGGCGCGGGAGUUGUCAUUGAUGCAAACAUGGUUUCUUCAGUUCUGGGGGCCUUUGGUGCUUCUGCACCAUUUGCUCUUGGGAAGCAGAUCCACGCACUGAUCAUCAAGAAAUGCUUCGAAGGGAACACCUAUGUGUGCAAUGGUCUGAUAAAUAUGUAUUCCAAAUGCGGUGAACUACAGGAGUCUAUCAAGGUGUUUGGUGGAAUGCCAAGUAAGAAUACAAUUUCAUGGAACUCUAUCAUUGCAGCCUUUUCCCGGCAUGGCCAUGGUUCCGAGGUUUUUUGGUUGUUUGAGUCCAUGAAAGUGGAUGGUGCCAAGCCCACUGAUGUCACAUUCUUAUCGCUGCUCCAUGGAUGCAGCCAUGUUGGAUCAGCCAAGAAGGGCCUCGAGGUACUGAAUUCCAUGUCAUCACAAUACAGAAUUCAUCCAAGGGUGGAACAUUAUGCUUGUGUUGUUGACAUGCUUGGCCGAGCCGGUCUGCUAUACGAUGCGAAAGCAUUCAUAGAAGAUGGACCCUUCAAGGACAACACUCUUCUUUGGCAGGCCUUAAUGGGAGCUUGUAGCUUCCACAAGAACUCAGAGGUUGGGAAAUAUGCCGCAGAGAAGUUGCUUCUCUUUGACCCUGACUGCACUGCUGCUUAUGUCUUGUUAUCAAACAUCUACUCAUCUGAGGGCAGAUGGGAUGACAGAGCCAGAAUCAUGAAGAGGAUGAGAGAAAUGGGCUUGAGGAAGGAUACUGGCCAGAGCUGGAUUGAGCUCCACAAGGAGGUCCGAUCUUUUGUUGCCAGGAAAACGUCUCACCAUGAUUCUGCUGGUGUUAAUAAUGUGCUGCAGCGUUUAUCUGCAGCCUCCAGCGAUCAUGAUGAUCUGGUAGAGAGCAAUGCUUCAUGAAAUGUGUGCAUUUCAGUCCCAGUUCCUUGUGUGCAUAUCUGAUUUGCCAUGGGCAUCAUACAUGAUUGUCAGUACUUCAUGGAUUGUUUACUCACAUCUGACCUGAAAUUUGUACAAAAUACAUUCUGUUUUGCUUCACUAUUGGGUGUUUCAGUCCAUGUUUGAUAACUAAGUGAACUAAGUGAUAUAACAAUUCAGGAUUUCAGGUAGGAGUGCUCUCUCCUGUUGCAAUUUAAAAGGUGGCAUUAAGGACCUGUGAGAAACUAGACCAAAAGGAAUAUCACCCCUUAU